Haliotis rubra (blacklip abalone) is the source of this 3208-nucleotide messenger RNA. RefSeq names its product G1/S-specific cyclin-D2-like. NCBI's taxonomy places the organism in Eukaryota, Metazoa, Mollusca, Gastropoda, Lepetellida, Haliotidae. The record is from RefSeq and is a predicted model, not a curated record. Gene Ontology annotation, molecular function: cyclin-dependent protein serine/threonine kinase regulator activity. Gene Ontology annotation, biological process: mitotic cell cycle phase transition; regulation of cyclin-dependent protein serine/threonine kinase activity; positive regulation of G1/S transition of mitotic cell cycle. The coding region runs from base 214 to 1098 and encodes 294 amino acids. Gene Ontology annotation, cellular component: cytoplasm; cyclin-dependent protein kinase holoenzyme complex; nucleus. The transcript has 5 exons.
UGAAAUGUGGUUAUAAAUACAAGCGAGACUGUCAUUUGGGGGUGGCCGGUGGCUUGUGCACUUCUACCUACAGCACUCCGGCCAAACACAUCUACCUCACCAAUCAAGAAAUUAUUAUUGAUUCAUUCUAUCUUGGAUUUUACCAUCAGCCCAGGCUAAGCAGAGUCGUUGAAUUAACACGAGCUGCUUCGAAGCGAAGCGAUUUUCCGUACCAUGGAUCUGAUGUGUUGUGAGGCCGACUCGAAUCCGAGGGCCUACGAAGACCCCGUUUUAAUCAAAGACAAAAGAGUGUUGAAGAAUUUGCUUGACACUGAGGAUAGAUAUGUACCCCACAUAUCCUACUUUACUUGUGUGCAGACGGACAUUAGACCCUCAAUGCGGAAAAUGGUCUCCCAAUGGAUGUCGGAGGUUUGCGAGGAACAACAGUGCGAAGAGGAAGUGUUUCCAUUAGCAAUGAAUUACUUGGACCGAUAUUUGUGCGUGAAGGAUACCCACAGGACUAGCCUACAGUUAUUAGGAAGUGCGUGUAUGUUUCUUGCUUCGAAGCUGAAGGAAACGUACCCCUUGACUGCUGAGAAAUUGGUCAUAUACACGGACAAUUCGAUUGGUCUGCAAUCAUUAAUGGAUAUGGAAUUGCAAGUUCUGUAUCACCUGAAGUGGGAUUUGUCAGCAGUAACACCACACGAUUUCUUGGAUCAACUUCUCUCAAGGCUAAUCCCAGACAAGGAAAAGUCAGGAAUCAUCAAAAGACACGCGCAAGCCUUCAUCGCAUUAUGUGCUACAGAUUGCAAAUUCAUGAUGUAUCCCCCGUCAAUGAUCGCCGCCGGUAGCGUUGGAGCUGCAGUCCAUGGUCUGUUCAGCGCAUCGGAACCACAAGAUUUGAAAUUCUUAGAAAGACUCGUCCAAAUAACAGGCAUCGAAGUGGAUUGCUUACGGUAUUGUCAAGAACAAAUUGAACAGUGUUUUGCAAAUAAUUUGUCAACGGUGCAAGAAGCCCCCGAAACUCCUACAAAAUCAGACCCUUUAAAUGGUCAGCCAACGACACCCACCGACGUUAGAGACAUAAAUUUAUACGACCAACCCGGCGUUUGUUGCUGAACAAACACGGAGUCGGAUGCCAGGGUGAAUCCCCGACCCCCCUCCAAGCGGUUCAGGACUGCAACCCCCACCGCAAUAAGCCAGUGCUCCCCAAACAGGAACCUCCCGGGAACCUGGUGACGACCUGCCACGUCGCCCAAGACGUCGCAAGUGAUGUGAUACGCGACUUCGUGACGUCAUUGCUACCAAUUCUCGCCUAAGCCUGCCAUAAAUACGGACACUGCCAGCGACUUCUCAUGUCAUGUGACACUAUCACGUGACGCCGUCGCCUUAUUUAUGACAUUGCCAGAAGACACAUGAUCAUGUGAUUUGGCAACACGUGACAAGUGACGUCAAGUCGCACCCGAACUGUUUAUUUAUACCAGUCAUUUAUACCCGCUGCCGUUUCAUCCUAUUCAUCGUCAUUUGUACCUUGACCAAGCACAACCAUUGCCUCGAUAUCGAGCAAAGUACAUAAUUUAAUAUUUAUAUAUUACUGAUUUUGACUUCUCCGAAUGUUCGAGGACUUAAGUGUGUUAUAUUCGAUCACUAUGGUUUGAUUUGCUAAUAUUGUGAUACGAUUAUGGAAAUAUCGAUUAACUAACACGAAAUAUUGAGCAAUAUUGUGAGAGACAAAUGGAUUGACACCGUCAAGGGCAGCCAUCAAUGCAAUAUAGGUCAGAAUGCCGGAUACAUGCAAAAUCUAUAAUUUAAUAUAAAAAAUUCUUACCCUACCUCUUCGGUUAGAUUUGGGUACCUCCCCUCAUUAAAUUAACUUAACUCUAAUUCUACCUCACCCUCUGUAAUCCUGUUAGCUUAUACAAUUUAAACACCGAUGUCUCGUGAAUUUUAAAAGAAGGAAAUGCCGUAAAAUACUUAUGGUGUCGAUUGAAAUUUCAGUCGUGAUUUUUCCUUCAGUAGUUCGCAUAUUUUCCAGCUUUGGGUCUACCAACGAAUGAAAUGUUAUUUUAAACUGAAUAUCAUUAACGCGAAAGUUAUUGUUAAUGAGUUAUUAACUGAUCGUUUGUGUAGGUCGAUCGAUCGAUUUUAAGUGAUUUCUAUGAAAUAGCGACCGUGUAAUGUGUCUGCGCAUGUCCUGAUACGGGCACAUUGGGAAUCUGCAAUUUGAUUGGGCGUUAACAAUACUGUACACGAUCAUGCCAACAUACUUAAUGAUGUUUUACAAGCUCCCAAACUAUUGUCACUGCCAAGUUCAUCGUAGAAUUUCUUUCUUGAAAAUUCUUUUAGGGUUCAUAAAUGAUCAUUGUUUUUUGUUAAGGACUAAAACAAACAAGUGUACAACAGUAUUGUGAUGCGUCCCAUAGAAAGGGUCUUUCAAGACAUAAAACACUGUGAUAAGUUUUACUAGCGUUUUGCCAACCCAUUUAUAAAUAAUUGUGAAUAUAAUCCUGGUAAGCUAGGUGUGCAUAUGCAAUCGAAUAAUUGGCCGCGACUAUGCCCCAUGGGAAAAGACAUGCACAACCAAUAGUAAUAAUACAUUAAAAAUGAUUUAUUUUUAAUGGUUUUGAGAUCGUUUUCCCGUAAAGGGAGAUAACUCUAAAUGAACGAGGUCCUGUUCCUGAGUGGUCUACCCUUGGCUGAUUAUUGUGAUAAUGUAAAAUAUAGAUUUUAUAGUUGAGGGUUUAGCACCAGGAACACGAUUUUUGUGAUUUAUUUCCAAAUUAAAACACAUGAACUUGUUAAAUUGGUUUUUUGCUUUGUAAUAAGUCUGUGCAUAGUGCUUUCUAGGGUCAAUAGUUUGACUUGUUAAUGAUUGUUCGUCUCCUUGACAAUUAUCGAUGUACAUAAGGAACUUCGCCGAUUCUGCUGUCUCACAGCUGUUAAUAUUCACACAGUGAAGUCUCGAAUGGUGUGUAUGGUUCUCUCGCGCAUGCCGAGUUUUACCGAAGUUGACCGACGAGGUGUGUUACCUCAGCUUGUUGAAUGGAAUGCAAGGAUGGUGUUAAGAAAAUGGUUAAACAAUUGUUUCUGGUUGUAUGGAAGAAUGUUUCAAGUUGGACCACAGUCCUCCCUUUUUUGUUACGAGUGAAGAACUGCAUAAACUUGUCCUGUCAAUUGUAUUGUGUGUACAUAAAGGAGCUGUUGGUGAAUAAAAUAUACCAUUGAUCUU